This is a messenger RNA of Xiphophorus hellerii (green swordtail), 3476 nucleotides long. It is a transcript of the gene edem2, whose product is annotated as ER degradation enhancer, mannosidase alpha-like 2. Lineage: Eukaryota; Metazoa; Chordata; Actinopteri; Cyprinodontiformes; Poeciliidae. Gene Ontology annotation, biological process: carbohydrate metabolic process; mannose trimming involved in glycoprotein ERAD pathway; endoplasmic reticulum mannose trimming. Gene Ontology annotation, cellular component: endoplasmic reticulum; membrane. The record is from RefSeq and is a predicted model, not a curated record. The transcript has 11 exons. The coding region runs from base 16 to 1812 and encodes 598 amino acids. Gene Ontology annotation, molecular function: mannosyl-oligosaccharide 1,2-alpha-mannosidase activity; calcium ion binding.
GCACAAAGAUGACGCAUGCGCAGGCGCCACUUCCUGCUUCCUGACAGCAGCAGUUGUCCUGAUCUUCUGGUGGUUUUUGGACUUUCUGUCUCCGUGUCCACCUGUCUGUCCGCGUCCAUGCGCGCUCCCGUCUGCGCGGCGCUGCUGCUGCUGUGCGCGCUGAGCGACGCGGCGGCUCGUCACUUCUCAGAGGAGCAGAUGGCGGCUGUCAGGCAGCGGAUCAAGUUCAUGUUCUACCACGCCUACAACAGCUACCUGAACAACGCCUUCCCCUACGAUGAGCUCCGCCCACUCACCUGCGAUGGACAGGACACCUGGGGCAGUUUCUCUCUGACUCUGAUCGACGCCUUGGACACGCUGCUGGUUCUGGGGAACCGGACCGAGUUCCAGCGCGUGGCGUCGCUCCUCCAGGACACCAUAGACUUCGACAUCGACGUCAACGCGUCCGUGUUUGAAACCAACAUCAGAGUGGUGGGCGGCCUGCUGUCGGCCCACAUGCUGGCGGGUCGGGCCGGGAUGGAACUGGAGCCCGGCUGGCCCUGUUCCGGUCCGCUGCUCCGGAUGGCCGAGGACGCGGCCCGCAAGCUGCUGCCAGCGUUCGAUACGCCCAGCGGGAUGCCGUACGGCACCGUGAACCUGCUGCGCGGCGUCAGUCCCAGCGAGACGCCGGUCACCUGCACCGCCGGCGUGGGAACCUUCAUCCUGGAGUUCGCCGCGCUGAGCCGCCUCACCGGCGACCCGACGUUCGAGAGCGCGGCGCGGCGCGCGCUGACCGCCCUGUGGGACACCCGAUCUGACAUCGGACUGGUGGGGAACCACAUCGACAUCGUGACCAGGAAGUGGGUGGCCCAGGAUGCCGGCAUCGGCGCCGGCGUCGACUCGUACUUUGAGUAUCUGGUGAAAGGAGCCAUCAUGCUGCAGGACCAGGAGCUUCUCAGCAUGUUCCGAGCGUACGAUCGGGCCAUCCAGAACUACACGCGUUUUGAUGACUGGUACCUGUGGGUCCAGAUGCACAAAGGAAGCGUCACCAUGCCGGUGUUCCAGAGCCUGGAGGCCUUCUGGCCCGGCCUGCAGUCUCUGCUGGGGAACCUGGACAGCGCCGCCAGAACCUUCCAGAACUAUUACUCAGUGUGGAGGCAGUUUGGAGGUCUGCCGGAGUUCUACAGCAUCACACAGGGAUACACAGUGGAUAAGAGAGAGGGGUACCCACUGAGACCAGAGCUGAUGGAGAGCGCCAUGUACCUGUUCAGAGCCACAGGUGAUCACACCUACCUGCAGUUCGGCCUGGACGCCGUGGAGUCCAUCGAACGCAUCGCCAAGACGCCAUGCGGCUACGCCAGCGUGAAAGAUCUCCGGGAUCACCAGCUGGAUAACAGGAUGGAGUCGUUCUUCCUGGCUGAAACCGUCAAAUACCUGUACCUGCUCUUUGACCCCGCCCACUUCCUGCACGGUGGGGGGGCGGAGGGGGACGGGUCGUGGGAGGGGGGCGGAGCCAGCGGCCAGUGUGUUCUGGGGGCCGGGGGAUUCGUCUUCAACACCGAGGCUCAUCCUCUGGACCCAGCGGUGCUGCACUGCUGCAGCCGCCACGCGCAGGAGCGCCGCGAGCUGCAGCACCUGCUGCUGGGGCUGACUGCGCCGGCCGGCCAAUCGGAGCCACCCGCCGCUCAGACAGAGGACCCUCCCCCCAGCCAAUCAGAGAGCAUCGCUCUGAAGCCCGGAGAGAAGAAGGCCCCGCCCCCUCUCUCCUGCCCCGUUCAGCCGUUCGGCGCUCGGCUCGCCGUCCUGGGCCAGGUAUUCUCUGAUAACACCUGAGGCUCUGAUUGGCUGCAGGUGGGCGACGCCCUCAAGUAGCUCCGGGACUCUGAGGCGCCUCCGGACUGACGGACGUCAUUUUAAAAUGUAUUUUUAUUUAUUAAAAUGUUUCUGAGUUUUCAGACUCUUUUCUCUCCUGGAGGUUUGUAGGAUAUCAGAACCGGGAUCCAAACUAAUCUGGGUUUAGUUUCAGUGAUUUGACUAAAAAAUAACAAACAUUUAAAUUAAAUGCAAAACAUUUCCUGCACUUUGUGUCAAAAUAAAACCACACCUGAGUUUAUUCAGGCUGCAGACUGCAGGGGGCGCAGCGGCUCCUCUGGUGAGUUUGUAGCUGCAGUAUCGCGAAAUGGCCACCAGAGGGAGACAUCUGAGUUGGCUUUGAGUUUCUGAUCAGUUUUCUUUAAAUAUUUAGACUAACAAACACUGAGGGGAUUUCCUGAGGAGGAGACGACGGGUCGUUAGUUUAGAAACUUUAAUCCCAGAGAAGAUUCUGGUUCUGGUUCUGAUCAGCAGAAACAACAUCCAGGAUUAAAGUCAGACAUCGGAGGUCGUAGUUCAGGUCUCUGGUUCGAUUCCAGGGCCUCUCAGUGAAACUCGGCGCCGUUCUGCUGCUCUGCUCAACAUUUGGUAAACAUUAAACUGAGCGAGAUUUGACCCGACCCAGAACCACAACCAGAACCUCCCUGAAUCUGAUCUAGUUUCCCCUGAAGGGCUUUGAUCGUUAGGCAAAGACUUUUCAGCUCCUUUUAAAGAUGAAAAGUGUUUGUUGUUACCCUGGAAGGCCCGCCGGUACCAGAACCAGAACUCCUUUAGUCCUUGUUGUGUUUGAUUGGAUGAACGUCUGCGGAUCAUAACGAGCUUCAGGUCGUGAUGUAGCAUCGGGACGCUGAGUGGACUGGACCAUUAAAGGUUUCACUUCCUGGAUCAGGUCAGGAUGUGGCCUAAACAAAACAUGUUCAUUAAUCUGUGCACAAAAUAUUUUUAGAUGAUCAGAUUUCAUUCUGCUCAGUUCUGCCUGUUGGGACGUUUUAGGGUCUCUGUCUCUUUAAAUCCAGACAAACCGCUGCUGGCCACACCCACAACUCAACAUUUACACUUUUACAUGAAACAGAUGAUAAAUUAUGCACCUGUUCACAGAGGCGCCUCUAGGGGGAAAGUUAGGACAAUCCUAAGGGCCCCUGAGCGACGGGGCCCUCCACAAUUUAUUUAUUUUUUGUUCAUCGAAAUAAAUAAUAAAAAUAAAGAAUUGGGGCCCUGUCAAUUACAAAAUGAAUCAUAUUGUGUUUUCUAAAAUUGUUUUAGCAGUAAAAAUGAAAUGUUGCCGCUCCCAGAAAAACAUCCAUAUUCACCCUGAACCUCCUGGAUCUGCAGGAAAUGGUUGGUUCCUGCUUGACGGUGACGAUGUUCAGCAGCAGUCAGUGGAAAACAAGAACCACUGUGGCUGUUAUUAUGCUGCUAAGAAAAAUUAUAAAGUUAGGUUUUGAAAAAAUAGAGAUAAGAGAGAGCAAAAGGUAAAAGUGUUCAUUUAUAACCCAGUUUUUCUCUGAGAGGUGGGUAGACUGAGAGAUUAUCAACCAUUUAGCAUAGUUAGCUUAGCUACAGGCUGUUGGCCUCCAAUUCACUAACAUUUAAUAAAUUAAAGAAAUAAAUGACCAACAUAUUCA